AUGCGCUUUGACGAGAGACGGCAGCUUUCGCGGCUAGUAGAGGCUUUCAUUUCCCGGGCGAAUGCGAAGCAAAGACGUGGAAGAGCUGGACGUGUCCAAAAUGGAAUCUGUUUCCAUUUGUUCACCAAGUACAGACAUGAAAAAUCGGUAUGGCUUCUUAUCCAGAGGUUGGGCCCCAAUGCUGACGAUGUGUAG
Molecule: messenger RNA, 195 nt
Organism: Aspergillus melleus
Lineage: Eukaryota; Fungi; Ascomycota; Eurotiomycetes; Eurotiales; Aspergillaceae
Exons: 2
Coding region: 1-195 (64 amino acids)
Cellular component (GO): intracellular anatomical structure
Molecular function (GO): RNA binding
Source: RefSeq, a predicted model, not a curated record